GAACAGUUCUGACACUCCUGACUGUUCUGACGUCUGAGAUCUGAGAGUGGAAACACACUCGCAAGUGAACAACUGGUAGUUGACACGCCAAAAAAGAGGUACUUGUCCCUACCUAGUGCCACUUCGUCAUUAUUUGCAGUGUUCCAGUCAGUUAAGCAGAAGGUCGCUUGCAAAGUUAAAUUCAGCUUCAAUCAUUGUUAUGCUUUCCCAUACACAAUUUAGAAUGAAGCAACGUGAACAAUAACAAAGUGAAAAAGUACACAAGAAAAGCAGCAACAUCUCCCAGACGUGAAACGACUCACGAUAAUCUUCACGCUUAUGAGAUGUAAAUAUGCAUUUAAUUGCAAGAAAAAUAUUGUAGGCAAGAGAAGUAAUUGAAACGUGUAAAAGGGAAAUAUUUUGGUGUAUCAAUUAUUAAAACUUAAUAUCGAUCAACUGCAGUGUUUAAUGAGGGAAACUAAAUUUUGCUUGGAAAAGCUAACUCAUAAUUUGCAUCUAUUUUUCCACUUUGUAUUCUAAUACAUUGAUAUGGCAUACACCAUUAUUUAAAAGUCAUCUCCAAGCUUUUGGAGAUAUAUUCAUUUGUUGGAGCAUUUGAGCAAUGAGAUUAUCGGAAUAUUAUAGAUCAGAUUAAUAUUGCGCUGACCAAUGUUUUCAAAUAUAUUUAAGGGUUCAGGCGUAUUCAUUCCACAUGAAUCGUUGAUAAAUUUACCAGAGCUACUCUAUACAAGAAUUACUGUUAUGGAUAAUUUUUUUACACAAAACUCAUCUGAAGAACCAGAUGAUAUACCGCAAACUGAAAAUUUUGUGUGGAUCUUAGGUAGAAAGUAUAGUGCCAAAAAAGAUAUAGAUGCUAUUCGAAAAGACAUUAGAUCUAGACUUUGGUUUACUUACCGAAAAGGCUUUGUUCCUAUUGGAGGAUUUGGCUCCUCAUUCACAUCAGAUAAAGGUUGGGGAUGUAUGUUAAGAUGUGGUCAAAUGGUCUUAGGCCAAGCUCUAGUUUCUUUACAUUUAGGUAGAGAUUGGAGAUGGACUCCGGAUACCAAAAGCAGCACAUAUUUAAACAUUUUAAGAAGAUUUGAAGAUAGGAGAGCUGCUCCUUAUUCUAUUCAUCAAAUAGCACUAAUGGGUGCCUCUGAAGGAAAGGAUGUAGGCCAAUGGUUUGGUCCCAACACUAUUGCCCAAGUAUUAAAAAAAUUAGUUGUAUAUGAUGACUGGAGUUCUAUUACUAUUCAUGUUGCACUUGAUAAUGCUUUGGUAAUAAAUGAUAUUGUUAGGCAAUGUCGAGUGGAAGGAGCAACUACAGCAGAAGUUGAUGGGGAAAAACCUUUAAAAGCUCCUAGUCAAUGGAAACCAUUACUAUUAUUGAUACCUUUGCGAUUAGGAUUGAGUGAUAUCAAUCCUAUUUACAUCAAUGGCCUUAAAACUUCUUUUCAGUUUCCACAAUCCUUGGGAAUUAUUGGUGGAAAACCAAGUCAUGCUUUAUAUUUCAUAGGAUAUGUUGGAGAAGAAGUAAUUUUCCUAGAUCCACAUACAACUCAAAAAGCAGGCAGCGUAGAUCAAAAAUCUGAUGAUAAUGAAACAGAAUUUGAUGCUACUUAUCACUGCAAAAUUGCCAGUCGCAUACCAAUGACAGAAAUGGAUCCUUCAGUUGCUCUUUGUUUCUUUUGCGCCACUGAAAAAGACUUCAGAUCACUAUGUAGGUUAAUGCAAGAUCAGUUAAUUUCAAAUGAAAAGCAACCUCUCCUUGAGAUAUGUGCUGAAAGACCAACUACUUGGUCUCCAGCUGAAGAUGUGGCAUCAGAAGCAUUGGGAGCCACAGCAUCCACAUUUUUAGGACCAACAUCCGAUGACGGUUUUGAACUACUUGGUUGACAAUCAAUACAUUAAUUUAUAAAUGAUCUUCACAUUGAAUACUUAUUGAAGUGAUUACGAUAAUUGAUUAUUUUAUCACUUUAUAAAUCACCUAAAAUAGUAAGUAUAGCAUGGCAGCAUGAUUAUUGGAAAAAGUUAACGAAUGUAUAAUACAGCAAGGUUAAUUGUAAUAACUUAGGUAAAUUAAAUUAUCAUGUUAAAAAUAUCUUUUUCUGAAACUGAAAUUUUGUAAACAAUAUUUAAAAAGAAUUCAGAUUAUAUCAGGAAUAUAAGUCAAAUGCUAUGGUUUCAGUUAAUGUACAUAUUGCUUAUAUUUAUACACACUGCAUAAGAUAUAUUUUGAUUGGACUGAUAAACGACAUUACUAUAUUAUAUAGACUGUCUAUGAAUAAUAUAGAAUUUGUAAUUAUAGUUUAUCAAGUAGACAAUUCGUUUCAAUAAGUUAAUAUUCUGUGGUUUGCAUAGUUAUUAAGAACUUUAAUGCAAAGACAUGAAAAUAUUACUUGAAUACAUGUUUCACGUUUGUUGAGUGUUCAUCUUGCAUAAUAAUCAAGGUAUUUUUUUGCUCUUGUAGCAACUUGUUGACAUCUUCAACAUUUCUUUCAUACUCAUUUACUCAUUUUACGCGAUUCGCCUCAAAAAGAUAAUAUAAAUAUCAAAAUGUAAUCACAAUGAAUAAUGUAUCGAUCAACAUUGGUUGAAGAGAAAAAAAAUUGAUAAGGAAAAGUGAUUUUGUUUAUUUUUAUUUUAUCAUCAACAUUGUUUAAAUAUAGCACUGACACGAAAUUAAAACCGCUAUACAAGAAUUUGAUAAAAGAAAAAUCAACGUAAUAAUUUUUCGUUGAAAAGUCAAAAAUAUUACGGUUAAUUAACUACGAGCUAGAAAGUUUAAAUGUAUCAGAAUUAAUUGUUGUCACUAUUUUUUAAGCAGAUUUUUAAAGUUUGUAAUAUUGUAAGUCUAGAUUAAACAAAAAAGGAAUUUCUUCAAAAUAAAAAAUGUGAUUAUUCUUACUUAUUAAAAUAGCAUUGAUUAUAUACAUUUAUGUAUCGAUAUGUACGUGUUUAUUUUAAAUAUAAUUUUUCUACUUUCAA
This is a messenger RNA of Phymastichus coffea, 2967 nucleotides long. It is a transcript of the gene Atg4a, whose product is annotated as cysteine protease ATG4B-like. The record is from RefSeq and is a predicted model, not a curated record. The coding region runs from base 649 to 1875 and encodes 408 amino acids. Gene Ontology annotation, molecular function: protein-phosphatidylethanolamide deconjugating activity. Lineage: Eukaryota; Metazoa; Arthropoda; Insecta; Hymenoptera; Eulophidae. The transcript has 10 exons.